AGGAGGAGGCGCGUGGACCGAGAAUGCGGGACUUCUCACACACACUCUACACACACACUAACGCUCGCUCACUCGCGCGCACGAGCAGCUCCCCUUCCGCAGGAAUCACUCUUCUUGAAGAAAGAAAAAAAAAAGCAGCAGCGGCAGCAGCACGCGCUCGCAUUCGCUUCAACUUAACAGCGCAGAGGAGCACGCGCACGCACGGACUGCAGCGCGGAGGAAGAGAAAAAAGAGAGAAGGAGAGAAGGAGGGGAGCUUUCACGCGCCGAUCCUGCGGAGGAAGAAAAGAGGACGGAGCAGACUUUAAAAAGAGAGAGAGAGAAAGAUAGACAGACUCCACUGAGGAUACAAACACGGAGGGAGAUAGAAAGAGAGCGUGCGCGCGCGAGAGAAGGAGUGAGAGAGAAAGAGAAAGAGGGGAGGGAUAGAGAGCGAGAGGGAGAGAGAGAAGAGAAAUAGGGAGGGAGGGAGCGAGCGAGCGAGAGAGAGAGAGUGAGAGAGAGAGAAGCGUCCCAAGCUGAAGUCACGGACGGAUCUCUCUCCCUUUUGUGUUCUGCUGCAUUGCAGUUUAAAACAGUGGAGGGACCCGCAGCAUCUCAAUGAAGCGGAUAAAGUGAACGAGGGGGAAAACUCGCGCGCCCAGCUGCACUCCCCUUCCUAAAUCAAUCACAGGAGAUACGUGUGUGUGUACAUUUUCUGCGUAUACAUACGUGCGCACGUGCAAAUAUUGCUGAAAGUGGACUCUGUUGGAUUUUACGCCGGGAGGUUGAAGUGAUGAACAUGGGCUUCCCCCUCAGAGGAUAUAUUCAUUUUGACUGCGCGUGAACGUGACCGGAGAACUAAAGGAACUAAAGGUUUGGGUUUUUUUUUAUUUGUUUAUUUAUUUAUUUUUCUCAAAGAAGACGACCAGGAUUGUUGGGGUGCAUUUGGCCGGUCUGGGCAGUGAUAGAGGGAGCGAGGGAGCUGGAGUGGAGCCCGCUAGCUCUGGGCAACUGCAGAGAGAGAGAGAGAGAGAGAGUAAGAGAGAAAGAGAGAGUAAGGAAGACAGCCAUGGGUAGCGAGAGUGUUGGCGCAUUGCAACCGGCGCUGCGCUGCUACCUCGUGCUCGCCCUGCAGCUGCUGACUCAGCUAAUGCCUGUGGACUCUGCGCUGCGCUACAAGAUAGCGGAAGAAGGUCCACCGGACGUUCGCAUUGGAAAUGUGGCGGCCGACUUGGGACUGUCCACGUCCGGGAUCGGGACCGGGGACGUCACGUUCGCCCUGGAGUCUGGGUCCGAGUACUUCAAAAUUGACAAUGUGACGGGGGAGCUGACCACCAGCAGCCGGAGGAUCGAUCGUGAGAAGCUUCCCCAGUGCCAGAUGAUCUUUGACGAGAACGAAUGUUUCCUGGACUUUGAAGUUUCCGUCAUUGGCCCCCUGCAAAGCUGGGUUGACCUGUUCGAGGGCCGCAUCGUCAUAACCGAUGUCAACGACAACACACCUUCCUUCCCAUCCCCGGUGCUGACGCUGUCUGUUGAGGAGAACCGACCAAUCGGGACGCUGUACCUGUUACCUACGGCGACUGACCGUGACUUCGGGCGCAACGGGAUUGACCGCUACGAGCUAGUGCAGGAUAGUCGAGACCAACGGCGGCCUGCUGGUGCUAGCAUGGCUGCAGGAACCAACAAUGGAGGAGCUGACAGGAGGCGGAGCCAAGAGGCAGGGUCAGUUCCUGCAGGGCGGAGCAAUGUUUUCGAACUGCAGGUAGCAGACACACCUGAUGGACAAAAGCAGCCCCAGCUGAUCGUUAAAGGCCCACUUGACCGUGAAGCUCGAGAUUCUUAUGAGCUUAUGCUACGUGUUCGGGAUGGCGGGAGUCCACCGCGAUCAUCACAGGCUUUGCUUCGAGUCGCCAUCACAGAUGUAAAUGACAACAGCCCACGGUUCGAGAGGGCCGUGUAUGAAGCAGAGAUGGCAGAAAAUACCCCACCGGGGACGCCGGUGCUCCAGGUGCGAGCCUCAGACCGUGACAUUGGAGUGAACGGGCAGGUGGAAUAUGUGUUUGGUGCUGCCACAGAGUCCGUGAGGCGCAUGCUUAGGCUAGAUGAGGCUUCCGGUUGGCUAAGCGUCCUGCACCGGAUUGACCGCGAGGAAGUUUCACAGCUCCGUUUCACCGUUACUGCAAGGGACCGUGGGCAGCCUCCUCGCACUGACCGUGCCACAGUCAUCCUGAAUGUACGAGACGAGAAUGACAACGUGCCUGUUGUUGAAAUCCGCAAAAUUGGGCGCAUUCUAGUGCGGGAUGGUGUGGCCAUGGUUCCAGAGAAUGUUCUUGUGGACACUCCAGUAGCUUUGGUGCAAGUGUCAGACCGUGACCAAGGGGAAAACGGUGCUGUUACUUGCACAGUGGUGGGAGAUGUCCCAUUUACGCUAAAACCGGCAGGUGAAAAUGCGCUAGCUCCUCCUCCUCCACCCACAGAUGAUGCCUUUGAGCGAAACAAGAAGAAAUUCUUUCUGCAUACUUCAGCACUGUUGGACUAUGAGGCAACUCGAGAUUAUAGCGUUACAAUCGUAGCUGUGGAUUCAGGAAGUCCAAGCUUGUCCAGCAACAGCACCCUAAUGGUACGGGUUGUGGACAUAAAUGAUCAUGCUCCUACUUUUGCUCAGAGCUUAGUGGAGGUCCAUUUUGCUGAAAACAAUGCACCAGGUGAGCGGGUGGUAACUGUGGUGGCUGCAGACGCUGACAGUGGCAAAAAUGCAGAAAUUGCAUACUCUCUGGAUCCAUCUGUAAAUGGUGCAUUUUAUAUUGAUGCUGACAACGGGGAUAUUCGUGCCACAGGUGCUCUGGACCGAGAGCAGCGUGAAAGGUACGAAUUUCGGGUGAUUGCAAGGGACAAAGGGUCCCCUUCUUUACAAGGAUCUGCAACUGUUGUUGUCCAGGUAACAGACAGGAAUGACAAUGCGCCAAAAUUUGUUCAGGAGGUCUUCACCUUCUACGUCAAAGAGAAUCUUCUUGCUAACAGUCCUGUUGGUAUGGUGACUGUUACGGAUGCUGAUGAAGGGGAGAAUGCUGAGUUGAGUCUGUUUGUGGAGGAGGAUGAGGAAGAAGAUGAAGCAGGAGGACGGAAACAGGAAAUUUUCUCCAUUGAAAACAACACAGGUACCAUUUUUUCUGCAGCUUCCUUUGACCGUGAAGGCCGCAGCACUUACACUUUCCGUGUUCGAGCUGUGGACGGAGGAGAACCACCACGAUCAGCAACCGCCACAGUUUCCCUCUUCGUCACGGAUGAAAAUGACAAUGCCCCUGCCGUCACCGCCCCUGCCAAUGAGUCAUACACACUCUUGCCCCCAGCAAGCGGAGCCCGGACCGUGGUCCGCACCGUGACAGCCUCGGACGGAGACACCGGAUCCAACGCAGACCUGCGGUUUGCCUUGGUUGGGGGAAACCCUUUCCGGUUAUUUGAGAUCGGCCCCAACAGUGGCGUCAUCACCCUGGCUGAGCCGCUGGAGAGGAGGCACCGGGGGCUCCACCGCCUGGUGGUGCGGGUGAACGACAGUGGAGUUCCCUCACUGUGUGCCACCGCGCUUGUCCACGUCUUCAUCAACGAGAGCCUUACCAAUGCCACCCUGGUGGAUGCACAGGUUGCCCGUAGUCUGUCGGUCCCUCUCUCCCUCGACAUUGCUGGUGACCCAGACACUGACCGUGUGCUGGGUAAACAGCGCCUCAGUGUGGCCAUCGGCGUAUUGGCGGGCGCUGCAGCGGUCAUCCUGGUCAUCCUACUGGUGGUGACCGCGCGUCAGUGCGGCUCUCAGGCUAAGAACGGCUACGAGGCUGGCAAGAAAGAGCCGGAGGAGGACUUCUUCAGCCCGCAGCCGCCGCCGCUAAAGCCGCAGGGUGACCGCGGGCGCAAGCCGAGGCGGGACAAGCGCGGCGCCAAUGGCAGCGCCAAAAGUGACCGCUCCCUCUACAGCGGCAUAGUAACGGUCAAUGGCUGUCGCCGCGGCAAUGUGGAAGAGGAAGAAGAAGACGAGGAGGUUAGCAAUGCCAGCGAGCGAAUAGCAGCCCGCUACUGCGCCGCAGCCAACGGCGACCCCUCUAGCCCACGUCUGGGAGCCAGGCGGCACCAGUCCAGCCCGGAUUUGGCCCGGCACUACAAGUCCAGUUCACCGCUGCCCGCCGUCCACUUGCAACCCAACUCGCCGCCGGCCGAGGGGAAGAAGCACCAAGCCGUGCAGGAGCUGCCCCCCACCAACACCUUCACCGGUGGGAACGCUGACGCCAUGAGCCUCGGGUCUGACCAGUGCUCCGACUACAGCUGCCACAACGCCAAGUACAACAAACAGCCUUUGCGGAGGGUGACGUUCUCCGUGGCGACACAGCCGCAAGACCCUGGUUGCUAUGACAGUGGGGUGGAGGACUCGGAGACCCCCAGCAGUAAGAGCUCAUCUGGGCCCAGGAUCGGAGUUCUGCCGCUGCCAGAGGACGGAUACGAGAGAACAACACCAGAGGGCAGCGUGGGGGAGGAGGAACAUGUGGAGAACGACCCACGGCACCUCCCUGAUGUGGCCCUAACUGGUAAAUGUACACGCGACUGCGAUGAGUUCGGCCACUCGGACGCCUGCUGGAUGCCCGUCCGUCCAUCACCACGGAAACGGCAGCCCGGCGACCCCUCGGCAGGUGACGACAACAACAACCACGAGGACGACAGCGAGCGCGAGGAGAUCGAGGAGGAGGAAGAGGAGGGUGGCGAGGAGGACGAAGGCUCGGACCAGGGCAGCGGCGGUGGCGGGGCCGAGGACGCCCGCGGCUCGCUCUCCAACGUCGACCAGCGCAACCGUAACAUGGGCGACCACAACCGCAACCUGCUGAACCGCAAGAUGACCUCGGCCUCCUACGACACCUUCAGCAGCGCCGGCUUCGGCCAUCACCACCACCAUCACCGCGGCAACGAGCAGGACGACCUGCACCAGCGGUCCGAGGUCAUCCCGCUGACCCGCACGGGGGGCGGAGACUACAAGACCACGUCGUGCCUCACGCUGUCGCGCAGGGAGGUGUACCUGUGAUCCAGCCUCAUACCUUCGAUCUCCUGGGUGACUUCCUCUGAACCCUCCACCCUCAAUCACCCCCAGGUGACCUUUGACCUCUGGCCAGACACUCACCUGGGGCUGAUGAAGUCCAGCUGAAUUUCAGGACCGCCCUAAAGAGGUGGUCACCAACCCUGGACCUGGACUUCUGCAGGUUUCACCUUCCAAGCCAAACAUCUGAAUGUCUAUAGAUGAUUACUAUGCUAAUUUAAUAGUAAUUAUGCAGGUCUAAUUAUAAUAAACGAACAUUCUACUGAUAGCUAGUUUAUAAUAACAACUGUACAAAUGUAAUGACAGCAUAAUUAUGCUAGAAGGUGAACCUGUGACCUGCGAAAAGGAUGAAAGCAUCUUAAUAUUCCUCAGUAUAAGACUGUUAGCACAGUUGUAACAUAAUAUAAAAGCUAUUUCCAGAUAUUUUUACUUAUGUAAUUUUAUUAAGUGACAUUUUACUGCACUAGCAGAUCAUUUUAGCUUGUUUCAAGAAGAAAAAACAAAGUAAACAUAGUAACUUCACUUCAAAAGAAGUAAAAUAUCUAGAAAUAGCUUAAUAAUCUCCUAACAAUUUUAUACGGAGAAAUAUUACAUAUACAGCCUACAUUUAAGGUGCUUUCACUUCAUUUUCGCAGUGUAGAAAUUUCAUCCUCAAUUUCCAGUCCUCAUUCAACCAAUCAAGAACUUCUACAGACAAUUAUUAGCUGGAUUACAAGUAGGUGGAUUAGCAUUAGAGCUAGUAGAUCUCCAAGAGCAGAGUUGGUGACCACCAACACCAAAGCACACACCUGUUCAGAACAGCCGUGCUUACCUUUUUUUUGCCAAACGAGACAAAAACAAAGAACAAUCAUCCGCUCAUUUCUCCGGAUGCAAAAACAAAAGGAUUUCGGGACUUUCGGAGAACCAUGGAGGAGUCGUGAACUCGGAAAUACGUGCAUGUUUGACGCUGUAGGGAGAAGGAGAGGCGAGUUAACGUUCUUCACGUGUAAAGGAAUAGCAUCUAGCCAAUCAGACGGCUGUACAGAUGUGACAUCAUCAACAUGCAACCAAUCGUUUCGAACCGAAACGAACUUGCUAACUGUUUAGCGGCUAACCAAUCAUCAGUUACGCAUUUGAAUAUACAUCUAGUUCGUAGAUCAGUAGUGUCAGAAGACGAUAAAAGAGACAAGAAAAGUGGAGUAUACUGUUUUUUCUUUCUUUCUUGGAGAUGUAAACGGAGCGACUCUGCGCUGACGCGUCUCGAGGGACAGAAGGAUCAUCCUGACUGUUACGGUUUCACCACGGACCUGAAAGUGAAGCCUCGCAGCGACUGUUUAGCCAAAAGAGAGCGACGAGACACUUUCGCAGUUUCUUCAUCGGCCACGUUUCCUUCUUUCGUGCGUCGCGUGAGCGCACUCUCGCACGCAAAAAAAACUCGCAUUCUUCUGCUGCAUAUUAGCCUUUGUAAAAGAAAUUAGCUGUAGCAUCUUUGCCUGCUUAACCUUCAGCCGGCGCAUACGACGGUGAAGCGCAACUGAAUAACUAAUCAUCUGUUUAAGUGCAUCAUACUUCAGGGCAUUAAACGACGCUCAAGCUACUUCUAUGCUAUCCAGUAAAUGAGAAAUGUAUCAUCUUUUUUAUGUAGGAACCAUAGGUGAACCAAAUUUCUGUAAAGACCACACUGCAUGACUUAAGCUAAUGCUAAUUUUUUUGAUAAAAAUAGACAUUUUUUUUUUCUCUCUCUGGGGAUGUAAUCUCUUUAAAAAUUGUGUGUG
Colossoma macropomum (tambaqui) is the source of this 6809-nucleotide messenger RNA. RefSeq names its product protocadherin 7a (gene pcdh7a). Gene Ontology annotation, cellular component: plasma membrane. NCBI's taxonomy places the organism in Eukaryota, Metazoa, Chordata, Actinopteri, Characiformes, Serrasalmidae. The record is from RefSeq and is a predicted model, not a curated record. Gene Ontology annotation, molecular function: calcium ion binding. Gene Ontology annotation, biological process: homophilic cell-cell adhesion.